Molecule: messenger RNA, 4248 nt
Organism: Portunus trituberculatus (swimming crab)
Lineage: Eukaryota; Metazoa; Arthropoda; Malacostraca; Decapoda; Portunidae
Exons: 3
Coding region: 2245-4095 (616 amino acids)
Molecular function (GO): nucleic acid binding
Source: RefSeq, a predicted model, not a curated record
AGAGAGAGAGAGAGAGAGAGAGAGAGAGAGAGAGAGAGAGAGAGAGAGAGAGAGAGAGAGAGAGAUCCUCAUAACACACAUUAUGUAGCUAAAAUUCAUUAUUAGACUUAAUGAUUGCAAAAUGCAGUAUUGUGUAAAAAAGCAUCUACCCUAAUUGGUAAUUUUAUACCAAACUGGGACAUUCCAUAUCCACAUUCAUGAAGAUAUAAUUUGAUAUCAACAUCUUCUAAUCUGUAGAAACUGAUCUUUAUGUCUCACUCGUUCUUCUUUAUCUGCAAAAUCUGUACAUUUGGCAUCUAAACUCACAUUCUGCAAGUCAGAAUUCUAACAUCCAAUGUACCUCUAAUAUAUACUCAGUUUUUCUUUUUUAAUUUAUUGUAUGUAUACAAGGACAAUUUUCAUGUUUCUUUAGGUUACCUUUUCCAAGUUUAUGGUAACUUUACAAUACAUGUACCUCUAAUAUAUACUCAGUUUUUCUUUUUUUAAUUAAUUGUGUGUAUACAUUGACAAUUUUCAUGUUUCUUUAGGUUACCUUUACUAAGUUUAUGGUAACUUUACAAUACAUGUAAACUUGCAACAUUAAUUGAUAUAAUUUGAAGGAAUUCGGGUAUAUACUUUUUAAAAAAGGAAAUGCACAUUUUAUCAGUGUAUGGUAAUUGUGGUAUAAAUUUUCCUAUAUAUUUUAUAUUGUCUUUUUAAUAAUGCAAAUUUCUUUUGUGGUGUAAAUUUGUAUUUUAUAGACAUUGUUACUUGUUACUUGGGGUGUUUGUUCAAGGCUCCGCUCCACUGCGAGACAGCGCUCAGUAGAGCCUCCCUCAAAAGCAACUAUCAUCUAUAAUUGUCUUUGAUUUCUAUGCCUUUAAAAUCAUAAACUUCCUUGAACAAAUGUGUCUUCAAUUUCUUUUUGAAGAUAUCGAUCCUGACACAACCUUUGAUAUCACUCGGCAGUUUAUUGUAAAUCCUUGCUGCGCAUCUUGCAAAUGCUCGACAACCCAUGUCAAGGUUAUUUCUUAGCUCAUGUAGUCUGUAUGGGUCUGCAUCAUGUCUCAGCUCCAUCGUAGUGUCAUGGAAGAUGCAGAAUGCUUCCCUUUCUUUUGGCAAAGCAUUUAUUGCUUAGAUGUAAGAAAAGUUUUUAUAUAAUAAGUAAUUUUAUUUUCAAUUUAGUUUGUUACUUUAGUUUCUUAGUUGUUUUAAUAUUUUCACUAAAACCUGCAAUGAUUCAAAGCAUUAAAAUUUGUGCACAGAGUCAAUAAGUAUUUACAAGAAAGAGAGGGAUUUAGUGAAGAGAAUUUGCAGCUUCUAGCAAAGGUAUUUGAAGGUGGCUGUAGAACAAAAAUUAUAUGUCCCAGAGUGGUAAGUGAUUAAUGAAAGAUAUGCUGAAUGUCAGUAGAAGUUAAAAUGCUGUCUUUAAUUUUAGUUACAAUCAUCACAUUAAUAUACCUAAUUGGUAACUUGUAGCAUCAUUAGGAAUAUUGUGAAGGAAAUAAAUAUCAAGAGAUUGAAGAGAAUAGUGGCAAUCAUUUUAUUUAUUCAGUCAUGUUCUCCUUGGCUUUAGGAAUGAGUUUGAUUACGUAAUUCUAACAUUAAUGAGAUCUCAUUCUUUCAGAUUAUUAUUUUUUCUUUUUUUAGUGUAUAGGUAAUAAUUUGCCACAGAAGUACAGGGCACUAUGCUAGACCUGUACAAGUGGAAUACCACAGAAAUCUGUUUGGGUUCCUUGCUAUUCUGUAUAGUAUACUUAAGCAUUCUACCUUUGUAUAUCUUGAAUAACUAUAUUAUUUGCUGACGACUUGAAUAUUUAUAAGUAAGAUCUGACAAUUAUUCCAGUUUGUUAGGGAUUCAUCGUAAAGCAAUAUGGAUGAGAUUUGCGCCAUUGUUGCCUGGUAGCGCUUGAGGCUUGAUGCUUGAGAAUGUUCAAGAGUCAGCAUUGUCAAGAUUGUAAGAUCAUUAUCAAGAUCCAUGACGUCACGUGUAAACAAAAUCAUCACUGGAGAUCUGUAAGUCCCACAAAUCUUUAACAAGAACAAAUCCCAUUAAGAACAAGAACAAAUUUGGUGAUCAAGACACUCCACAUUUCUUCUUGACCUACAGAAAACGUCUAGACAUAACAGCUCCACCAAAUUCAAUCUGUUGACUGCAGCCACCACCACCAUAUACGACCCCAUCCGAUCCCCAUUGGUUCUGCUUGCACCUCCUGCAUGGCCCCUUCUUGUAGGGAGACCAAGAAGCGUUUCUUGUCUUAGAUAAUGACAAAGUGUGCUAUAAAUGGCUGUAGUAAUAAUAAGUGCAAUAAACAAGGAAACUUUCAUUUUUAUCGCUUCCCAAAGACAAAGUCCGUAGCAAGACAGUGGAUUAACGCAUGUAGUCGGACAGAUAAGUUGAACCCUGAGACUGCCAGAGUUUGUUCUCAGCAUUUUAAGGCCACAGACUAUACACAUAGCUGUAUCAUCAAGAGUGAGCUAUUCGGCAAGUCUUCAGUGGCAGUGCGUUCACUGAAUGCCAAUGCUGUACCUUCGUUGUUUCUCCCAAAGCAGGGAAAUGGUUCAGAUAAAAACCCUAUGUGUGAUAAAGUGAUCAUGAUCAAGGAGGAGGAUGUUGAUGUGCAGAUCAAAGAAGAGGAGAUUGAAGUAGAACAAGAAACCACAUUUUUCAGUGAGAUGGAAGGGAUGUAUAGCCAACAAGAGAAAAGAUCUCUAUCACCUCCCUUUCAUAAGAAUAUUCCUGAAUCAAAAAGACAGUGGCCAGGUGUGAAAGGAAGUUUAACAGAGAAUGGGGAAACAAUGGAGUGGUGUAAGAAUAACUCUGGACAACAAACCAGUAGUACUGCAUCUCCUACCUUUGGUCACUUGGUAAAUAAUACAAGGAACACACAACAGCUUACCACUCAGACGAAACAGGUGGUGAUGAAUGUCCAUGACUUCUUUCGUAGCCAGAACCAGCUAGUGAGUGAGAGUGACCUUGAAAUUAAAGUAGCAGCAGCCACAGGAAUUUCAGUGCGUUCAGUGCAGCGUGUUAAAAGGCAAGCCAAAGAGGGUAGGCUUCUCUCACCCCCUCUGGUCAGGACCCGACAGUCCCCAGUGUUAGGUAGUAUUGAUGACUUUGUUGAAGGAUGCUUAAGAAAAGAAAUUCUGUCCUUUUAUGAAAGAGGUGAAAUACCUACAUUAGAUGCUCUCCUUGAAAUAGUCAAGGAACCUCCAGUACAUUUUCAGGGUGGGAGGACUUCCCUUCAUAAAAUUAUCAAGAAUAUUGGUUUUCAGUAUACAAGAAUAACAGGUGGAAGACAAAUAUUAAUUGAAGAAAAGGACAUUGUCACUUCUCGCUGCAAUUUCUUAAAUGUUCUUGAUGAUAACAGAAAUUCUAGCAGUCCACGUUCGGAAGUUUAUAUAGAUGAAACUUUUGUGUGCCAAAAAGAAUUUGAAGGAACCAUAGGUCCAAAAUUCAAAAAGAAGAAAAUGAAGUAUGUUAUUGUGCAUGCUGGUGGGGAAAAGGGUUUUGUUUCAGGAGGGUUACAUGUGUUCAAACCUCAAAUAAAUAACAGGGGACACUACAAAGAUAUGGUGACACCUCAGUGUUUCCAGAUUUGGUUUAAGGAUCAACUACUUCCAAACAUUCCUAAUAAUUCACUUAUUAUAAUGGACAGUGCUCACUGGCAUUCCAACAUUGUAAACAAAGUCCCAAAUACAAAUAUGAAAAAAAAUUCUAUUAUUCAGUGGCUACAAGAAAAUAAUAUUGCCCAUGACAAAACUGUUUCUAAAUCAGAACUCCUUCACAUAGUGAAUUCUUAUAAGGAAAAGUUAUAUGACAUUGACCUAUUAGCAAAAAAUUGUGGUCAUGAAGUGGUGAGACUUCCUCCUCAUCAUAAUCAUUUGAACCCAAUGGUUCUCAUUUGGCAUCAAGUAAAAUCAGAAAUAAAAAAGAAAUCUCAAGAUGGUCAAGCACUCCAAACCUUAGAGGAAAUCAUAAAAGAUAUAGUUACCAGUAUAACUGAAAAAGACUGGAGGAUAUGUAUGCAUCACAGUAGAAAAAUGGGAGAAGAGUACAAGAAUAAGGACAAGGCAGUGAAUUGUAUGCUUGAAAAAUUUUUGCAUCAACUUUGAUGAAUCUAGUAUGGAUGAAAAAGAUUAAUUGUGUUGGAUGAUAUAGAGAUUGCAUCAGUGAUCUCGGAAAAAGUUGAUGGAUGUCCUUCAUUAGAUUAACUAUUUUUAUACUUUGUGACUAAAUGUAUUAAAAUUGUGCAGAGCAAAAAAAAA